Messenger RNA from Paramuricea clavata, 366 nucleotides. The record is from the annotation of a GenBank genome assembly. Lineage: Eukaryota; Metazoa; Cnidaria; Anthozoa; Malacalcyonacea; Plexauridae.
AUGCGAUCACUGAAGGGUGUAGCUGCAGAGUCAGUUAAGGGAUUUUCAAUAGUGGCUGAGAAUUAUGAAUCUGUUUUGUCAACUCUGAAGGAAAGAUUUGGUCAUUCAAGGUUGAUCUUGGAUGCCCAUAUGAGGGGUUUGAUCCAUUUACCCAGAUUGAGUGCUGAAGAUGCAACAUCUAUGAGGGUGUUUUAUGAUAAAGUAGUCGGGCAUCCCUUGGAUGCCCAUAUGAGGGGUUUGAUCCAUUUACCCAGAUUGAGUGCUGAAGAUGCAACAUCUAUGAGGGUGUUUUAUGAUAAAGUAGUCGGGCAUGUUCGCUCGGUUGAGUCAAUGGGAGAGAAGUAUAGCUCUGAAACCUUGGCACCA